UGCUCUUUUUUUUCUUCCCUUUCAUGUUCUCUUCUUAUUUAAACCUGCCGCAACCCCGACGUGAGUUUCUUUUGGCUGGGCUGUUUGUGGAGUACCGGGAAAUAGUCUUUCAUUGGCAGUCAAAUGUGAAUUUUGACGAUUACAACGAUGCUUUGAAUCAAUCUUAGGGGACUUCAGCCAUUGUGUGCCUGAGAUAUGGAAGUUCCUUAUGAUGCUUCCAGCAACGGAGGUGCUAACGACAGAAUUCAGAUAAUUAAAUACUCUCCUUAUAGACCCCGUGCCAAUUUAUCAUCAGCUUGGUUUGAUCUGAGAGUUUUUUAUGUGAGAAUUAGCAAUUUUCGGGUGGAUAGAUCCACCCCCGAGUUUCUCACUCUCAAUCAUAUCCCUCUAAACCCGGAUACACUUAUAAUGUUAAAUGGUGUAAGAUGUAGCAUGUACUCGGAUGGGCUGUCUUCAGUUCUUAGAAGAGACCGGGUGGACAAAAAAUCUAAAGAAACGACCUAUGUGACCACAGAUUGUAUACGGUUGACAGGGAGCAUGAAAUUUGAGGUUUAUGACAAAGAGGAACGUAUUCUCUGGGGAAUUUUGGAGAUGUCCAAUAGCAAUGGUUUCACUGGGGAAUCAAACUUCAACGCAAAGCAAUGGAGCAUGAUUUGUGAAACAGAGAUAACAGCUAAUACUGGCUUCCUCAAGGGAAAAAAUGUUACUAGCCCAGAGAUAACUAGUCCAACCAUUGAGGUCUACGUCGCUGGCUGCUUCUCAGGAACACCUAUUAUCUUAACUAAGACGCUGCAGCUCAAUUUCCCCAAGAAGCAGGAUAGGAGAUGUUCAUUGGACGCCAUUCCAGAAUAUGAAACAACUGAUUGCCAGAGAGAUGUCUCUGAUAGAGUCGAUAUGCAGGUAGCUGAUUUCAGAAGCUUCAAACGUGAAAAUGAAGGUGAUUACAACUGCAUGUACUGGCAAGGAACAGGACAUAUAGAUGGGGAAGAUAGUGAGUUAUCAUGGUUCAACGCAGGCGUGCGAGUUGGUGUUGGAAUCGGACUUGGCAUCUGCCUAGGCGUUGGUGUAGGGUUUGGCUUGUUAGCACGCUCUUACAAAGCAACUGCCCGUAUCAUUCACAGGCGCCUCCUCUAGCCAUUUGCUAACUGUCCUCCAAAAACUUGCUUGUUUUCCUGUUCAUAAAUAAAUAAUUGUUCUUCAUUUUUUUCCGUCACAAGCCGCAAAGCAAGAUGCUAUGCUUCUUUUGAUGGGUAUUACGUUACAAUAGAUUAUAUGACUGAUUUCGAAGUUUGACUAA
Molecule: messenger RNA, 1297 nt
Organism: Neltuma alba
Lineage: Eukaryota; Viridiplantae; Streptophyta; Magnoliopsida; Fabales; Fabaceae
Exons: 3
Coding region: 196-1134 (312 amino acids)
Molecular function (GO): phosphoglycerate dehydrogenase activity
Source: RefSeq, a predicted model, not a curated record